Molecule: messenger RNA, 720 nt
Organism: Lachnellula hyalina
Lineage: Eukaryota; Fungi; Ascomycota; Leotiomycetes; Helotiales; Lachnaceae
Gene: coq10
Product: Coenzyme Q-binding protein coq10, mitochondrial
Exons: 1
Coding region: 1-720 (239 amino acids)
Biological process (GO): ubiquinone biosynthetic process; cellular respiration
Cellular component (GO): mitochondrion
Molecular function (GO): ubiquinone binding
Source: RefSeq, a predicted model, not a curated record
AUGUCGAAAGUCCUCCGAACCCUUCGACCGCAACCAAUACUCCACUCCCUACGACAACCUUCAGCUUCCCAGAGUUUCUUAACCCUCCCAGGAACCGAAGCCCAAACCCUCACAGCAACCCGCAUCCUCCCCUACAACUCCAAAAGCCUCUACACCCUCAUCGCAGACAUUGACAGCUACUCCAGCUUCCUCCCCUACUGUCUUUCCUCGCGCGUCACAAAAUGGUCCGCCCCCGACAAAGACGGCAAACGCUGGCCCUCAGAAGCAGACCUGAAGGUCGGCUGGGGCGGCUAUGAAGAAACGUUCACAUCGCGUCUAUUCUGCGUACCUGGUUCGAUUGUUGAAGCUCUUGGGGGAGAGGCAAUAACCAGUCUUCCAAGGGCAGAUUUAGAGCACCAUAAAGAGACGCUUGAUAGUCCGGCGAUAGCAAAUGGUAUUUUCCAGUCGAUAAAUACGCAAUGGAGUGUUAAACCGUUUCAUUAUAAGCCACCGACGGGACGGCCACAGACAGAUACCACGGAGGAGCCGGCGAGGGAUCGGACGGAGGUUCAUCUUAGUCUUGAAUUUCAGUUUUCGAAUCCCUUGUAUGCGGCACUUAGCAAGGCGGUUGCGCCGAAGGUGGCGGGCAUUAUGAUUGAGGCGUUUGAGGUUCGGGCGAGGAAGCUGUUGGAUGGAACGGGGGCGACGGUUCAUAGGGAUAGGAUGGAGUCACGAAUGUAG